Molecule: messenger RNA, 1059 nt
Organism: Penicillium griseofulvum
Lineage: Eukaryota; Fungi; Ascomycota; Eurotiomycetes; Eurotiales; Aspergillaceae
Exons: 1
Coding region: 1-1059 (352 amino acids)
Source: RefSeq, a predicted model, not a curated record
AUGCCUACCUUAGCACUUCCCGGUGGUACGUCACCUAGCCUCGGCCGGGCCAUCGUUACGGCUGUCAUAGCCAACCGAUGGACUUCGUCAUGGAAAAUAGUUAUCCUUUCGCGCUCUUCCCAAGCUCCCACUUGGCUGCGUGCAAUCGACCAAGAAUCAACACGUACCACGAUCCGCACUGUCGACUACCUGUCCGUGGAAUCACUUGUGGCUGCCUUGAAGGGUAUACACACUGUCAUAUCCGUUACUUCGGCCAUCGACGGUAGUCAAGCACAGAUCCAGAUCAACAUACUGAAUGCCGCUCUCCGUGCGGGAUGUAAACGCUUCGCUCCAUCCCAGUGGGGUUUCGGACCUAAGGGCUGGGAGAGAGUUUCUACCCUUCGAUGGGGGAACCAUGGCGUGUGGGAUGAAUGCACCAAGCACAAAGGCGAGAUAGAGUGCGCCAAUUUCAACCAUGGAUCUUUCAUGAACUACCUUGGGCAUGGGAUAUAUCCUUUACCCUCUCAACCUGAGUCUGACGAGGCCAUAGCUCUUGCUCAACUAAAGAAAGGAGGAGGAUAUAUUCCUGGUGAGGAUGAAGCGUGCCAAGGACUCCAGAGGCAAGGGCCUCUAAUUGAUCAAUCGGGGGCUUUUCUCAUUGGACUCAGAAACGGUAUCGCAGAGCUUCCCAUCAAAGACGAUGGUCAGUGGCCGCGGAUCACGAUGACCUCUAUGAAAGAUGUGGGCCGGUUUGUCGCUGGUUCUCUCAACUUGCCAAAGUGGGAAGAGAACAUGAGCAUGGUAGGGGACACCCUGACAAUGGGAGAACUUCUGGCGCAUGCCGAAGCUGUGACUGGGAAGAAGUUCAAAGUGGUCACCCUAAAGCGAGAGGACCUCGAGAAGCGACUGGUAAGUCUGGCUCAGGAUGACUUCAUGGGACAGAUGUGGACCGAGUUCAACCUUGCCUAUAUCCGAGACUUAGAGGAUGAGGUGGUCCUACACCCCAUUGUGAAUAGCCUGUGUCCUGAAGUGAAGCCUACGAGCGCGCGGGAGUAUAUGGAAAGGUUUUGGAGUUGUUGA